Messenger RNA from Octopus sinensis (East Asian common octopus), 1368 nucleotides. Its product is annotated as craniofacial development protein 2-like. The record is from RefSeq and is a predicted model, not a curated record. The coding region runs from base 1 to 1368 and encodes 455 amino acids. Gene Ontology annotation, molecular function: catalytic activity. The transcript is spliced from 5 exons. Lineage: Eukaryota; Metazoa; Mollusca; Cephalopoda; Octopoda; Octopodidae.
AUGGAUAAAUACCGUGCGGACAUCGGCUGUCUACAAGAGACCAAACAAAAAUCUGGAAUGGACCUAACCUAUGGAAAUUACCGAAUGAUCUUGCUACCUUCCGACUGCAGACACUAUGGACAAGGUUUUGUGAUUCACAAGAGGCUCGGUGUCAAACGCUGGUGGAGAAUUACAGAUAGGAUUUCAGCAAUCCAAGUACAAAUCGGCGGUAAAGGCAGGCCUAAUGCAGUCGCAACGGUCAUUAACGUAUACGCCCCGCAUAGUGGCAGAAUCGUCAACGCUCCUGAAGAAAUCGAUGAAUUCUAUGAGGUACUGACCCGGACAUACCUAUCCUUGCAAUCGUCUACCCUCCUGCUCGUCGUCGGCGACUGGAACGCCAAGACUGGCAUCCGUCGAGGCACUGAAACUUUUAUUGGACGGCACGGAAGAGGAUAUAGAAACCUCCCAGGAGCCCUAUUGGCUAAUUUCUGUAAAACACUCGGGCUAUUCCUAUGUAACACGGCCUUUGAUCACUCUGCUCGGCACAAGUCUACCUGGACUGGCAGGAGACGUGGUGAAGACGGGAACUAUGUGCCGAUCUACAACCAAAUUGACUAUAUUGUGUGUCGCCAAAGAGACACAUGGCUUCUACAAGACUCUCGUUCUUACGGGGGCUCGGUCGUUGACAGUGACCACAAGAUAGUCAUCGGCAGAUUCAACCUGAAGAAAUUAUAUGUGCUGGAUAAAACAAAUCGUCAAUUCCCUCAUAAAUCGGACAGAUACUUGUCAGUUGUGCAAAAGGAGCUUAAGCUGAGGGCUGAGAACACCAAAGAUAUGGAUAGCAAACUCGCACUGAAAGGCCGGCGUGCUGGCAUCCAAAAACAAAUAAAGACCCUAAACCUCCAAUAUGGCCGGGAUAUCCUGGCUUCCCGUCUUGGAGAACUGGAAACCCUCAAAGAUAAUGCACAUUCUCCAUGUGUCAUUCAUCGUAUUUUACAUCGCCAUCAACUGGUAUCGAAGAUUUUAUGUCAUGAUUUACAUCAAUCUUUAAACAUUGUAAUCAAAACAAUUAACAAAAUAAAAACACGAAGCAAAUGUGAUAGUUUUUUUAGAAAGUUUUGUAAGGAUGCUGGUAAAGAUUUUAUUCGACUUUUAUUACACAUGGAAUCAUUAAAGUUGAUGGCCACUAAGCCUCCUAUUACGCCAAUAAUUGUUAAAAGACCAAGAGAUCGUUAUAUAGCUGAUUUACCAGAUUUACGAAGAUAUAGUGACAUCAAUGAUUCAUUUUCUUGGGUUAAACCUGUAAACCCCCAACUGAUUUUUGAUGAAAUCAAUGCUCGAGAAGAUAGUUUGGAAAACACUGCAAAUAGACCAGAGAGGUAUCUUUAA